AUGGCUUAUGGUUUUGAGCCAGUCUAUGAACGAUUUAGGAAGCAAGCCCCACCUAGCUUCAAACGGAAAACCGACCCUAUGGUGGGAGAAGAUCGAUUGAAGUUUGUAGAAGCUAUCUUCGACCACAUGGAGCUGAACGACCAUCAAAGGGUUUUGUGUGCAACCAACCUACUCAAAAUGGAUGCAAGGAUAAGGUGGGAUGUGGUAAAGCAAACUCGUGACCUAAACACUAUGACCUGGGCAGAUUUUGUUCAAGCAUUUAGCAAAAAGUAUUAUAAUGCAGCUAUAUUGGAUACCAGGGUGGAUGAGUUUGUGACCUUGGUUAAAGGAAACCUUUAUGUUACUGAUUAUGCUCAGAAGUAUGAUAGAUUGGAGAGUUUUUCACUUAAAAUAUUACCAACUGAGGCCAUGCAAGUCCAGAGGUUUAUGAGAAUACUUAAGCGUAAGAAUGCUAGAUAUUUCAAGAGGAACAGUGCUGAGGUGGUUAGUUAG
Messenger RNA from Humulus lupulus (European hop), 492 nucleotides. RefSeq lists its product as uncharacterized. Lineage: Eukaryota; Viridiplantae; Streptophyta; Magnoliopsida; Rosales; Cannabaceae. The coding region runs from base 1 to 492 and encodes 163 amino acids. The record is from RefSeq and is a predicted model, not a curated record. The transcript has a single exon.